This is a messenger RNA of Nicotiana tabacum (common tobacco), 1042 nucleotides long. RefSeq lists its product as uncharacterized. The record is from RefSeq and is a predicted model, not a curated record. Lineage: Eukaryota; Viridiplantae; Streptophyta; Magnoliopsida; Solanales; Solanaceae.
AAGUGUGCUUGUACCUGAAUCUCGUCGCAAAAGGUACAACUCGAAUUGGAGCUCUCUGUCCUCUCCUUCCUAAUCUGUUGAAAGAUUCGCAAGGAGCUACCAAGAAACUCAAAGUAAAGGUUAAGGAUGUGAUGUAUUUAUCCGAUGGAAAAUGUGUUGUGGUUGAAUUUGAUGAUACGGAUCAGCCAAUUGGAGAAGAGCAAGGUGUUCUUGCAGGCUUUUGUGGAAUUUUAGCAACCGACUGCUCCUUAUUUCCAAUUCACUUCAACAAUUGGCCAGAUUUACCUAAGUCAUACUUCAAUGGUUGCUUUGAUCGAAUUAUAAAGCCACGAUUCUGUUUUAAGACAACUGAGUUAAAUGCACGAGCAUAUGUUUAUAGUUCUAUUAGAAAGAAGUGGAGUUCAGGAAGGCAAAGGUUGUGGUAUGAGUUCAAUGACCCACUUAAGACCAAAGCAUGGAUUAUGGAUAAUGUUCCAUCAGGGAUUCCACGGGAUGAAUGGACUUCUUAUGUCUCUUACCGUUUUAAUGAAAAGACAAUGGGAAUGAGUAAAAGAAAUGUUGAAAUUCGGAAGAAACAAACUAUUGCACACACUGGUGGUUCCAAACCAAACUCCAGAAGAAGAGCUGAAAUGAUGGCUGAAUCUGGACAAAACCCUGGACGAGCGCAACUCUAUCUUGCUACUCAUAAGAAGGAAGAUGGGUCAUUAAUGAAGCAGCAAGAGAAAUAUGUGAAUCUGUCAAAAUUCUUGUACAUUCCUUCAUCUCUGUGUUUUUGUAUCAGAGAAUAUAUUUAAAGCAUGAUUGCUUACUGAACUGGCCUUUGCUUCACUACUUUAUUGGGGAUACCGGGUUUAGUGUGUUUAGAGUAACCACUGCAUUGUGCUUAUAUUAAGAAACCCCAUGCUUAGUGUAAUAAAUUUGUUUUCAAAGUGAUUGCUAAUGUCCUAUUACAGAAUAUCAGUCAAUAUUUUGUUUUCAAAGUGACUAAAGAAUAUACAUUAUCCUUAUGUUAUCAUUUACUAAUUGAAGUUAUGACAAUGAA